UAGCACCAAGUUAAUAAAUAACUGCGUGUCAUCAGGGAUUUUGUCCCAGCGCUACCUGAGGGCGUGGGGGGACUUUUAUCCCAAGCAUCCACCCAGGACUCAGGCAGAGCAAGGGGAAGGAGCUGCCAAGGGAAAGGAGCUGCCGUCUCUUCUCCCCUGAGCCAUGUCAGCGGCCCUGGAGGAGUUCUGCGGCUCUGUCUUCUGGAAUGAUUCUUACCUUGCUCGCCCAGAUGCCGACCUGCCUGUGUGCUUCCAGCAGACUGUGCUGGUCUGGGUCCCCCUUGGCUUCUUCUGGAUUUUGGCUCCAUGGCAGCUCUUGCCCAUGUGCAAAUCCAGAGCCAAGAAAUCAUCUGUGACCAAACUCUACAUCAUCAAACAGAUCCUGGCUGCUUUGCUGGUGCUGACGGCAGUGGCAGAGUUGGCCCUGGCGUUUGUAGAGGACACGGAGCAGAACACCGUGCCAGCUGUCAAGUACACCAACCCCAGCCUGUACAUCGCCACCUGGCUCCUGGUCCUGCUGAUCCACGAGGCACGACGCUUCUGCUUGCGCAGAGACUCGGGUGUACUUUUCUGCUUCUGGGUACUGUCCCUGCUCUGUGGGAUACUGCCGUUCCAGUCACUUGUCCGGAGAGCCCUGCAGGAACCAAUCUCUGACCUGCCACGGUUUAUCCUCUUCUUCAUCUCCUAUGGGCUCCAGCUGCUCCUCUUCCUUGUCUCAGGUUUCUCAGAUGUUGCCCCAGAAACAAAGGAAAUGAGGAAGAAGAACCCAGAGGUGACAGCCUCCUUCCUGAGCUCCAUCACCUUCGAAUGGUACAGCAGCAUUGUUCUCAAGGGCUAUCGCAAGCCUUUGGAGAUAGAGGAUAUCUGGGAAUUGAAAGAUAAAGACAGGACACAGGCACUUUCCACUGCUUUUGAGAAGAACAUGAAGACUGCCUUGCAGAAGGCCCAAGCAGAACUGGAGAAACGGAAACACAAGAAAAGACGACAGAAAGUUGACCUGGACCAUGGAAACAUGACCAAGGCCCAGAGCCAAGACAUCCUGGUGCUGGAGGAGAAGCAGCCGAAGAAGAAGAAGAAGAAGGGAGACGAAGGGGACUCUGGCCCUCACGGGGAUUACGCCAGGGGUUGGUUGAUGAAAACCCUGGGCAAGACCUACCGGCGGAACCUCAUGCUAGCAGUGGCAUUCAAGGUGGUGCAUGAUGCACUUGUGUUUGUCAGCCCCCAGCUGCUCAAGCUGCUGAUUGCCUUUGUGUCGAAUGAGGAUUCCUUUGCCUGGCAAGGCUAUUUAUACGCCAUCCUGCUCUUCCUGACGGCAGUGAUCCAGUCCCUCUGCCUGCAGCAGCACUUCAGCUUAUGCUUUCAGCUCGGCAUAAAUGUGCGUGCCAGCCUCAUCGCUGCCAUUUACAAGAAGUCACUCACCAUGUCCGGUGCCACCCGCAAGGAGUCCACAGUGGGAGAGACUGUGAAUCUGAUGUCAGCUGAUGCCCAGAGGUUCAUGGACUUGGCCAACUUUAUUCACCAGCUGUGGUCAUGUCCCCUGCAAAUUAUCCUGUCCAUUGUCUUCCUCUGGGGAGAGCUGGGCCCCUCUGUCUUGGCUGGCCUUGCAGUCAUGGUACUACUGAUCCCUAUAAACGCGCUCCUGGUUGCCAAGGCCAAAACCAUUCAGGUGAGAAACAUGAAGAACAAGGAUGAACGGAUGAAAAUAAUGACUGAAAUCCUCAAUGGAAUCAAGAUCCUGAAGCUUUUUGCCUGGGAGCCCUCAUUUGAAAAGCGAAUUAAUGGCAUACGGGCACAUGAGCUGAAGAACUUGCUGAACUUCAGUUACCUGCAGUCUGUCUCUGUCUUUGUGUUCACGUGUGCCCCCUUCCUGGUCUCCUUGGCCAGUUUUGCUGUCUAUGUGCUAGUGGAUGAGAACAACAUCCUGGAUGCACAGAAGGCCUUUACUGCUAUCUCCCUUUUCAACGUCCUGCGUUUCCCCAUGGCCAUGCUGCCCAUGGUCCUCUCUUCAGUAGUGCAGGCCAAUGUGUCGACUGCAAGGCUGGAGCGCUACCUGAGUGGAGAAAACCUGGACACCUCAGCUAUCUACCACAACACCAUUCCAGGCAGCGCUGUGCGUUUCUCGGAGGCCACCUUUUCCUGGGAGCAGGACAGCAGUCCUGCGAUAAGAGAUGUGACCCUGGACAUUGCACCUGGGAGCCUGGUGGCCGUGGUGGGAGCUGUGGGCUCAGGCAAAUCGUCAUUGGUGUCAGCCAUGCUUGGGGAGAUGGAGAAUAUCAAGGGACACGUCAACAUCCAGGGUUCCCUGGCCUAUGUCCCCCAGCAGGCCUGGAUCCAGAAUGCCACGCUGAAAGACAACAUCCUUUUUGGGUCAGAACUGGAUGAAGCCCGGUAUCAGCAGGUCCUUAAGGCCUGCGCCCUCCUUCCAGACCUGAAGCUGCUGCCUGCAGGUGACCAGACAGAGAUUGGAGAGAAGGGUAUCAACCUGAGUGGGGGCCAGAAGCAGCGAGUGAGCCUGGCCCGGGCAGUGUACAGCAACGCAGACAUCUACGUGCUGGACGACCCGCUGUCUGCCGUGGAUGCUCACGUUGGCAAGUACCUCUUCGAGCACGUGCUGGGGCCAAAAGGGCUGCUGCAAAACAAGACGCGGAUCUUGGUGACGCACGGUAUCAGCUUCCUGCCCCAGGUCGACAACAUUGUGGUGCUGGCAGCAGGAGCAGUGACUGAGCAUGGCUCCUACAGCAACCUGCUGGCAAACAAGGGGGCCUUUGCCCAAUUCCUGAACUUGUAUGGCAACCAGGAGGAGGAUGUUUCAGAGAAAAAUACCACAGCUGUUGGCUUAGCUGGGGGUGAAGAACAGAGUGAUGAUGAUCUUGAGCCUUUCGUGGAGGAGGGCUCUGAAGAUGUGGUGACUAUGACCCUGAAGCGAGAGGCCAGCAUCCAUCGGAGACAAUUGAGUCACAGGCUUAGUAAAAAAAGCACCAGUUCCUGGAAGAAGGCCAAGGAGGAGCCCCCAAAGAAGGUGAAGGGACAGAAACUGAUUGAGAAAGAAACUGUGGAAACCGGCAAGGUAAAGUUCUCCAUGUACCUGCGGUACCUGCGUGCUGUGGGCUUGUGCUAUUCCUUCUGGAUCGCCAUGGGCUACGUUGGAGAGUACGUUGCCUAUGUGGGGACCAGCCUGUGGCUCAGUGCCUGGACGGACGACGCGCAGCGCUACCUGAACCAGACCUAUCCCACGGAGCAGCGAGACCUGCGGAUCGGUGUCUUUGGGGCACUCGGGGUGUCACAAGCUCUCUUCCUGCUCUUUGCCACCAUACUCUCUGCUCGGGGCUCCGUGCGAGCCUCACGGGUUAUGCAUCAGCAGCUGCUCAGCAACAUCCUGCGUGUGCCCAUGAGCUUCUUUGACACGACCCCAACUGGCCGCAUUGUGAAUAGGUUUGCCAAGGACAUCUUCACGGUAGACGAGACCAUUCCCAUGUCAUUCCGCAGCUGGCUCUCCUGUUUCAUGGGCAUCAUUAGCACAUUGGUCAUGAUCUGCCUGGCCACUCCAUACUUCGCUCUCAUUAUCAUUCCCUUGAGCAUCUUCUACUAUUUUGUGCUGCGCUUCUAUGUCUCCACGUCACGUCAGCUAAGGCGUCUGGACUCUGUCACCAGGUCUCCCAUCUACUCCCACUUUGGUGAGACAGUGUCAGGCCUUUCUGUGAUCCGGGCCUAUGGACACCAAGAACGCUUCCUGCAGCAUAAUGAGGCCAUCAUGGACAUCAAUCAGAAAAGUGUUUAUUCCUGGAUAAUCUCAAAUAGGUGGCUGGCCAUCCGUCUGGAGUUCGUUGGGAGCCUGGUGGUCUUCUUCUCUGCACUUCUAGCAGUGAUUUCAAAGGGCACUUUGGAGGGCGGCAUCGUGGGUCUUUCUGUCUCCUCUGCUCUCAGUGUGACCCAGACACUGAACUGGCUGGUGAGGACAUCUUCGGAGUUGGAGACAAACAUCGUGGCUGUGGAGCGGGUACACGAGUACACAAAGGUGAAGAAUGAGGCUCCAUGGGUGACAGGAAAGCGACCACCACAUGGCUGGCCCAGCAAAGGCGAGAUCCAGUUCAUUGACUACAAAGUUCGUUACAGACCUGAACUGGACCUGGUUCUUCAGGGGAUCACCUGCAAUAUUGGGAGCACUGAGAAGGUUGGGGUUGUGGGCCGGACCGGGGCUGGAAAAUCCUCCCUCACCAACUGCCUCUUCCGAGUGCUGGAGGCUGCUGGAGGGAAGAUCAUCAUCGAUGAGGUGGACAUAGCAACAAUUGGCCUCCAUGACUUGCGCAAGAACCUCACCAUCAUCCCCCAGGACCCUGUGCUCUUUACUGGAACCCUGCGGAUGAACCUGGACCCCUUUGACCAGUACUCAGACGAGGAGGUCUGGAAGGCCCUUGAGCUGGCUCAUCUGAAGACAUAUGUGCAAGGCCAUCCCGAGGGACUGCUGCAUACCCUGAGCGAGGGAGGGGAGAACCUGAGUGUUGGGCAGAGGCAGCUGGUGUGCCUGGCCCGGGCCCUUCUCCGCAAAGCCAAGAUCCUCAUCCUGGAUGAAGCAACAGCAGCCGUAGAUCUGGAAACUGACCAUUUAAUCCAGACAACAAUCCGGAGCGAGUUUGCUGACUGCACUGUCCUUACUAUCGCCCACCGCCUCCAUACCAUCAUGGACAGCAACAGGGUGAUGGUGCUGCAAGCUGGGCAGAUUGUGGAAUUUGACAGCCCUGAGGAGCUGCUCCAGAAGCAGGGCAUCUUCUCCGCGAUGGCAAAGGACGCUGGCAUCACCAAUACUGAAAGUACAGCCCUGUAGGGGGAGCGCUGCAGUGUCCGGGCGUGUGCGGGCAGCUCCCUCCUGCUGGCGCUCACUGAGCUGGCGUCAGCGUCUCCCCGCAGCCAAGCUGCCCAGGAAUUUGCCUUUCUGCAGCUGGGAAGCAGAGAGGGUGGCUUCUCUGGUUGUCCAGAGACAGAACAUUGCUACCAUGCCCUGCCUGCUGUGCACACAAGGGUCUGGAGCUGCCUAACUUAUUCUACAGAGGGGAAAAGCUAUCUGCGAUGCAGGGAGAUCAUGACCCCUGUUUGGGGUGGUCUUACUUUUUGUACUUUACCAUGCGCAGUGAACCUACCUUAGAUGCUUUAGCACUAUGAAAUUAAAUUGCUGUUUAAUCUAAGAA
Molecule: messenger RNA, 5183 nt
Organism: Myiozetetes cayanensis
Lineage: Eukaryota; Metazoa; Chordata; Aves; Passeriformes; Tyrannidae
Gene: ABCC2
Product: ATP binding cassette subfamily C member 2
Exons: 32
Coding region: 164-4822 (1552 amino acids)
Biological process (GO): transmembrane transport
Cellular component (GO): apical plasma membrane
Molecular function (GO): ATP binding; ABC-type transporter activity; ATP hydrolysis activity
Source: RefSeq, a predicted model, not a curated record